Mitosporidium daphniae is the source of this 765-nucleotide messenger RNA. RefSeq lists its product as uncharacterized. Lineage: Eukaryota; Fungi; Microsporidia. The record is from RefSeq and is a predicted model, not a curated record. Bases 1 to 765 code for a protein of 254 amino acids. The transcript is spliced from 2 exons.
AUGAAACCAACUUUAGGCAGAUACGAUUCCAUUCUGCAACUAAAGAUAGCAGUUGAUGAAGCCUCAAAAGCAUAUGACAUCUCUAAUGAUGCAUUCAAGGAAGCACAGCGACGCUAUCAAACUGCCGUCGACUCUCGCGCCAUGCUGCAACGCGAGCUUCAGUCACUAUUAGCUAGGAAGGCAACGUGGUCAGAAACGGAGAUUUCCAUAUUUACGUCACUUUACAAGGACGAAAUCCGAGCAGAUUCCUUUGAAAAGGAUGCAAAAUUGGCCGCUGAGUGUGCUUCUCGCACAGUCGAUGCAACGCAUGCGCUUCUGGUACAGGCAAUGAAGGAGCGUUACCAAGGUGAGCAGACGUGGUCUGAUAAGAUCCGUGCGCUUUCAACUGCAGGCACCUUUUCAUUGAUGGCACUAAAUAUUGUCAUUUUCCUUUACAUGCAGAUGAUAUUGGAACCAAAGCGGCGUGCUGCCCUCAUUCGCUCAAUCAAAGAGGACUCUCGCCAUGUUGUUCCUAGUGUUUUAGAAAGCCAGCAGGAAGCUUUUGCUGUUGCGGUGAUGGAAAAGUUGGACAGGCUUGAUGGGAUCCUUGCAGAAGCAGCAGGAUCUCGAUCAUUGAGAGAGUUUCAACCCACCGUCGCGGAAGUCAGGGCUCCUAUGGUGGAGCCUCAGCCGUUUGCAAUUAACGAGUACCCAAAGCGGGCCCUUCUUUUUAUGGCAGGAUCCGCCCUCGUGUUUCUCGCGUCCAGAAUUGGUAUUAUUGGAUAG